GCACAGUUAAUAUUAUCAAUAUAGCCUCUGAGCAAGCGUAAAUUAUUGAUAGAAUGUUUUAUACAAUGGUUUUCAUAGUUUUUCGACUUGGUUUUUUCUCAAACUACACAUUGUUUUGUGCAUUCGGUUCUCUCGUCAGAUAAUGCGUUGAAACUGGAGGAUUUUGGAGCUCAAAGGAUUCCUCUCCUCUGGUGUGGUCAGUAGGGACUGGACCUGGGCAGUGUUGAUCUCAAGGAAAUGGGGCUACAGAAGGUGGGAAGAGAUAGUUGGGUUUUUUAAAAAACUAAACAAGAAACCCAGUAAAAAAAUAACCAACAUAUCGAGCAGAGAGCAUUCUGCAAAAUACCAAGGAGCAUUGUCUGAUGGGAAUAAAGGGAACUGUUCGCAGGAAUCAAGAUGGUCAUUUCAUCCACGCUAACAUCGAUCUGGACAUCAUUAUAACUGAAGAAACACCAAUAGGAGAUAUUUCGAAACCGGAGGAGAUCUUCCACAUCAUAGAGCACUUCUGCCUCGGUCGACGCAGACUCCACCUAUUUGGAACCGAUAACUCCAUACGCCCAGGUUGGUUGACAGUAGGUCCAGCAUUGACAUCCUCCAAUUUCUCCAAGGAAGUCUACCAGUGUUUCUUCGAGGGCUCUGCAGGCUACCUUCUCCAGCACUCGGAUGAGAUCGAGACACUGAGACCAAAGACCCCUCCACCCAAGGGGGGCAGGGGGGCAGGGAGGGGGGGCAGAGGAGGCAGAGGGAGAGGAAGAGGAGCUUUUUGAACUAGUCUAUAAUAUAGGCACAUUGCUGAUUCUUAUGAAUAAACUGCAGCAUUAUCCAUUUCUCCUACAUUCACACUUGCACAGUGAUUUUUUCAUUUCAGCUGUAAUCAUGAGAUAGGUGCCUUUCGCCGUCACACUGC
Messenger RNA from Geodia barretti, 907 nucleotides. Lineage: Eukaryota; Metazoa; Porifera; Demospongiae; Tetractinellida; Geodiidae. The record is from the annotation of a GenBank genome assembly.